AUGCAAGGAACACAAGCCUUACUCCAAUGGUGUAAACAAAAUACUGCAGGAUAUAAAGAUGUCAAUGUCACAAAUUUUCAUUAUUCAUGGAAAAAUGGAUUAGCCUUUUGUGCACUUAUUCAUUCAUUUCAUCCUGAAGCAAUAGACUUUAAUUCAUUGUCAAAAGACAACAUGGAAAAGAAUUUGGAGCUAGCGUUUUCUACAGCAGAGAAACUAGGAGUUCCAAGAUUGUUAGAUGUAGAAGAUUUUGUAUUAUUAGAAAAGCCAGAGCAAUUUAGUAUUAUUACUUAUCUUGGUGUUAUGUAUCAAAUGUUCCAACUUAAGGGAGGUUCAGUUGCUGAUGAAAAUAAAAGAGUUGAAGAGGAAAAGAAGAAAGAAGAAAAUACUAAAAAGCCAGUUGUAGUUGCUCAGCCCUAUUCCUCAGCGUCAAAACCUCCACCUCGUCCAAUAAACCGAAACAACCAACCUUUAUCAAAAAGUAGUGGAAGCACUGAAAAUACUCCAAUAAUUCUAAAAAAGAAAGUUACUGUUCAAAAGCAACAGUUAGAAGUUUGUGCAAAGUGUGGACAAACGUUGAAUGGUAAUGUCUUGGAGGCAUUAGGUAGGAAAUACCAUCAACAGUGCUUUGGUUGUACUAUUUGUUCAAGAAAAUUAGGUGCUUCAUUUGUUACUGUAGACAAUCAACCAUAUUGCGAGACUUGUGGUAAAAAGAUUUGGGUUCAGAAACAAGCCAAAAAAAAGGCUGAAGAGCAACAAAAAUUAAAUAGUCAGGAAGAAGAAAAGAAAAUUAUUGAAGCUCAAAAAGCACUCGAAGAAAAACAAAAGAAAGAAAAAGAGGAGUUUGAACGAAAACAAAGAGAAGAAAAAGAAAAAGGGAAAAGGAGAUGGCUGAGAAAAAAAAAAGAGAAGAUGAAAGAUUAG
Molecule: messenger RNA, 921 nt
Organism: Entamoeba dispar SAW760
Lineage: Eukaryota; Evosea; Mastigamoebida; Endamoebidae
Product: alpha-actinin, putative
Exons: 2
Coding region: 1-921 (306 amino acids)
Molecular function (GO): protein binding
Source: RefSeq, a predicted model, not a curated record